Molecule: messenger RNA, 789 nt
Organism: Anisakis simplex (herring worm)
Lineage: Eukaryota; Metazoa; Nematoda; Chromadorea; Rhabditida; Anisakidae
Source: the annotation of a GenBank genome assembly
GCUGUAUUUGCGUUGAUCAACAACGAAUGGAUGAUAAUCGAAGAUGACGAAACCAAGCUAUUGGGAGCAUUAGAUCUGAAUUCGACUCAAUCUGAUGAGAAUCUCAUCAAAGAAUUCACUUUCAUUCAUGCCGAACGAUGUCAACGAAUUGGAACUCGUCACUUCUGGCGCGCUGUUCGGUUCGGGUCUUUUAUUGAUACGGAUGGAAUGUCGCAUAUUGUAUAUCACUCGAAUGGAAGAGUUCUAGUCGACUGUAUAACGCCACUAGUAGCGAAUCUCUUUUACGUACUGAUUGCGUUAUGUUUCGUUGUGCUUGUUACAUCUUGCGUAGCGUGUAUUCUGAAUGUUCUUGUUCCGCCGAGUGGAUUCUUCCACUGGUUGAGACGAAAUGCGGUACUUGAAAUGUGCAACAUGUUAUUGGCGUUGAUAGCGUGUGUGACAUCAUUGGUAGCUGAAUGUCAAGUAUCAGGCAUAAGACCAUUGUCUACGGUAUCGAUCGGUCCGGGUCUCUUUCUAAUUGCGCUGUCUGGAUUGUCCGCUUUCUUUGCAGCCAUCGUCAGUUUGAGAAGAAGCAAUCGUUUAGCGCAUGAAAGACGAAUACAAAAUCAACGAAUUCUGUGUGCACGUUCAUUGCGCUCUUGGCGUGAUAUUGGUCGUCGAGCUGAAGAUACAAGACCGAUAAUCGACUUCGAACGUUAUCUUGAUUCAGCAACCACAACAACUGCAACGCCUCUUGAUAUCAUUCGAGCGUCUCCACUCGAUGGGAGCACUGUUGAUCAACAGCGCUAG